This is a messenger RNA of Polypterus senegalus (gray bichir), 1526 nucleotides long. Its product is annotated as transmembrane protein 255B. The transcript is spliced from 10 exons. Bases 1 to 963 code for a protein of 320 amino acids. Lineage: Eukaryota; Metazoa; Chordata; Cladistia; Polypteriformes; Polypteridae. The record is from RefSeq and is a predicted model, not a curated record.
AUGGAUCCUGUGAAUGGAAGGAGAAGGAAAAAAGCAAUCUGCCUUGUCAGCACUUUGCUUGUUUUGUCCCUGCUGAUUACUGCUCUUGGAAUUGUCACCACCACAGGAACAGAAAGUGUCAAUGUGACGGGAUAUGGGUCUGGGAUCAUAUUUGUGUUUGGAUCAUUCUUGGGAAUUCUUGGACUUGUGCUUGAAGACAAUCGCAAUCAACUGCUAUUGGCAUCAAUCAUCUUCUUAAGCUUCGGAAUAAUUGCCACAUUCUUCUGCCUCAUCGUGGAUGGAGUGUUUAUUGCGAUGAACAUUGACCUGAGACCUCUUCAUGCAGGACGAUGCCAAUACUAUGGCAGUGGGCAUAGCUACCUGUAUGAAAAUCUCUUUGCUUCGGUGACUUGUCAAGGCCUCACUGAGUCCUGCAACCUUCAAGUUCGCAGCGGUACCUGUUACUGUUGUGACCUGUAUGAAUGUGCAAAUGGCGGGUACCUGAAUAAUCAUUAUGAAUAUGUGGGUGUGAAGAGUUGCCAGGAUGUUCUCUCUCUUUAUAUGAAAAUCUGGCUGUUAAUCAUACUAAAUUUCCUUGCGUUCUUCCUUGGCAUUCUGACUACGGCAGUGCUUGGCAGCAUGAGGAAUAUGAGAGAACAUGUCUCAUGCUCUGAUCUAACUACAAAGCUGAUGGACCCCCCACCAUCCCGGCAAAGCCCUGAUGACCAGAAUCACACUCCAGCACUUUGCCCAAGUGCCCCAUUUUUACAAGAAGCUAACCCAAUGCACCACUUUGCUGCAGCGGUUACUAAGGAUCAGACUCCCGGAAGCAUAAAAGGCAGCACGAAGGCUGAAUUGAGCUCGCCGCCUUUUGCUCCACUUUGUCAUUUAAUGCUUGGUACAGGAAUGAGCUCUGUUGCCUUCUACUCAAGGACUAUGCAAACGCCUCUUGCUGAAAGAUGCAAAAUGAUGACCCUCAAGUGAAGAAGAGCUUACUUGUGCACAGAUGUCUAUAGUCGGAGAGUCUAAACAUGAAACUUUGCGUCACGGAGGGGGUGACAUUUUUAAGAAUGUCAGUAAGUGCAUUUUGAGAAAAGAUUGGAAGAAACAAUCACAGACUAGGCUAAUAACGGCAAACGAUGGGAGGGGAAAAGUCAGCAUAUCAAAAUAAACAUUGUUAUGCUUGUGUGCUAGACAAAAUUGAGCUGUGCCCUUAGCUUUAAAGGUUACAAUCAGUGUGAAAAAAACACUUCAAGCUGUUUUGCAGAUGUGUGUUCUUUUGUGCAGGACUUUACAUCUAAGACUUUGCAAACUUAAGUAAAUCCUUGUCUUUAUUUCUUUGCUGUUUCAAUUUUUUGUUUGCAAUCAGUAUACUAUUUUUGAAUGACUGCACUUCAAUGACCUGCCUGUACAGAUUGAGAAAAUUUAAGUGAAAAGAAUUGUAUUCUCCAGACAAACUAAAUAAACUAUUAGGUGGUUGUUCGUUAGUCCAUUAAUUUUUGAACACACUUUUUCCUAUAUAGUGAUGUGGAAACUGUUGCAUAAUA